Messenger RNA from Danio aesculapii, 4131 nucleotides. RefSeq names its product transmembrane p24 trafficking protein 8 (gene tmed8). Gene Ontology annotation, cellular component: Golgi membrane. The record is from RefSeq and is a predicted model, not a curated record. NCBI's taxonomy places the organism in Eukaryota, Metazoa, Chordata, Actinopteri, Cypriniformes, Danionidae. The coding region runs from base 389 to 1183 and encodes 264 amino acids. The transcript is spliced from 8 exons.
UUACAUUUACAUUUGGAACCUUAUACAAACACACUUUCCUACAUAGUUUAUUCCAGUAUUGUGACAUAUUUCCAGCUGACAGUGUUAAAAGAGGGCUGGGCUUUAUUUCAGUUCCUCUCCACCAUUUCUCACUCACAGCAAACUAAUGGUUGAAGAAACAGGAGGUAAAGAUAUUCUGCUCUAGCUGUCAAACUGACAUCAUCAGGAAAGAAACGCCAUUCCAGAACAGAAGUACAUUUUAGUUAAAGAUUACCGAGUACGUAUUUACAAAGUAGCGGACUUCCUGGGCGUUAAACGUUAUUUGUCAGACAGCACUGUUGCAUCUACAGCAUCACACGCUCGCCACAGUUUUUAAUGAGGCUCACCGAAAGACACCUUUGAGUCAGAGAUGGAGAAACUAGAGACAUCAGAGCUUCAGUCAAGACUGUCAUCCCUGUCUGUCUCUUCUUUCCCCGGGAUAACGUCCAAAAACUGCGAAGCAAACCCUUUAAACAGACUUCAAAGCACCGACCUUUCCCAGACAGUGAUCCCGCCGGACAACCAAACCAAAAUGGACAAUAACAGCAAUAACCAAGAGUCUCCACAAUCUACAGAGGAGCCCAGCUCUUCUCUAGGGAAAGCAGAGGCGGGUGAAUCACAGGAGAGCAGCUCUUCACACCCUGCGGAGAAAAAAGCUCUUCCUCCGAUGAAGCCUGCAUCCACGUGGACCUCAGUGGCUCUAAAAGAUCUGAAGACUAAGCUGCGUCAGGAGAAGGACAGUGUGGUUACGGUGUAUCGUGGAGACAUUAUGACCGUCAGUGUGCCUACUGUCCCUGAAGCCAAGCGCGUGUGCUGGGAGUUCGCCACGGACGGAUACGACAUCGGUUUCGGCGUUUACUUCGACUGGUCGCCAGUUACUAGCCGAGCCAUUACUGUCCACAUUAGUGAAUCAAGCGACGAUGAGGAUGAAGAUGAUGAGCUAGAAGGCCCUGUGGUUCCUGGAGAUGUUGAGAAGGGCUCCAAAUCAACUGCCAACACAAACUUGGGCGAGAUCCUGCCUGUGUACCGUCAGGACAGUCAUCUAGCGGUGCAGGGCGGCAGUCACGAUUUCCCCGGAGAGGGAACAUACCUGCUGAAGUUUGACAACUCGUACUCGCUGUGGAGGAAUAAGACUCUGUACUACAGGGUUUACUACAGUGCCUGAGGAAGUUGCUGUUUUUCAUCAUAUGUAUGUAUUACUGUAUAAUUCUUGCUAUUGUUGAUUUGUGCUUUUCGUUUUAUCUCCAAGCCCUGUCAUAGAUCAAAAAAAUCACUUUUACAAAUAUAUAAAUAUAUAUAAAUUAUGCUUUUUUACGUGAAUGGGAUCAUGAGGCUCAUGAUACAGUACGUGCAAUGUGUUUUGUGUGGCUUUAAAAGGUUUUCUGUACGUGCAAGAUGAUAUAUUUCAUAUAAAAGGUCCAUAUAUGUUUUAUAAUCUUAUUGUCUGUCACCCCAACGGAGCUGUGGCAUCGUAUAUCAGGGACUACAGAAAAAUCAGGGAAAGUAUAUUGGUGGCGAACCGGUCAAACACUUUUCAGUUCCACACAAUUCAAAGCGAACAAGGAAAAUGAGAAAGUCAAGGCAGGUGACUUGACAAAAGAUCGUUGAUUCAGGUAAUGAUGAGUGUGAUUUUUUGUGCCCGCUUUUUUGUUGUCUUAUGUAAUGUUUACGCUGAACAGCGCAUGAGUUCUGCUAUUGCCAUAAAACGCUGGAAGCCACAGCUAGUUAAAGGGACAGUUCUAAUUUACUCACCCUUUUGUGGUUUGAGUUUGUUGAAUGCAAAAGAAGAUAUUUUGAAGAAUGUUGGAAACUGGUAGACAUUGAGCUACAGAGAAAGCAAAUAAAAACACAAUGUGAAUAGCUAUUGGUUCCCAACAUUCUUCAAAAUAUCUUGGUUCAGGGUUAGUUCACACAAAAAUGAAUAUUCUGUUAUUAAUUACUCACCUUCAUGUUGAUCCAAACCCCUGAGAGCUUUCUUUAUCUUCUGAAUACAAGAUAAAGAUAACUUAGAUGAAAAUGGAGAGCUCCCUCCAUAAUAUAGCAUCAGUCCUGACUCAUUCAAAGUCCCGAAAAAUACCAAAAAACAUCCUCAUGUGUCUUCAGUAGUCCAAUCAGAAUAUUAUCAAGCUUCAAGAAUACUUUUUUGUGCGCACAAAAGAUAUUCAAACAAAAUUGAUUCAACAGUCUAUUAUCUUGAGUGACGUGGUGGCGCAGUGGGUAGCGCUGUCGCCUCACAGCAAAAAGGACGCUGGUUUGAGCCUCGGCUGUGUCAGUUGGCAUUUCUGUGUGGAGUUUGUAUGUUCUCCCCGUGUUCCCAUAAUUUUCCUCUGGGUGCUCUGAUUUCCCCCACAGUCCAAAGACAUGUGGUAUAAGUGAAUUGGGUAAGCUGAAAUUGUCCAUAGUGUUUGUGUGUGAACGAGUGUGUAUGGAUGUAUCCCAGUGAUGGAUUGAUAAGUGAUAAGUUGGCCGUUUAUCUGGCGACUCCAGAUUAAUAAAGGGACUAAGCCGAAAACAAAAAGAAUGAAUGAGUUUAUUCUCCUCAGUGUCAGUAUAUUGCGCACGUGUACUGAAGCAUACCCCAGUUGAACGGGUACGACUUCCUCUGUUUGAAACCAAGCACAGGUGCAUGUGAGGUAAUACAACAGUAGCAUAACCAAGAGCUGCAUGUGAAUGUGCACACUAUACUGACACUAGGCAUGGGACGAUAACCGUUUUCAAGGUAUAUCGUGGUUUGGAAAAAUCAAGGUUUUAAAACCGUCAAAAUUUUCUGCGAUACCAUUCCUAAGGUAUGUGUACAAUUUUUUUAUUUACGUUUUUUUUUUUUUUUUUUUUUUUUUUCUUUUUUUAGGACAACAGUAUCUCCAGCAGAAAAGAUAUUCAAAGAUGCCAUUUUAAAUUGUAAGAAAAUGGAGUUUUGAAACAAAUGAAGACAGCAGAAGUCAAUAAUUCAGUUAACCUGACAUGUUUACUGUUCCAAAAUAUUUAAAAUGUUUCUAUGUUUAAAAUAUACUAUGUUCAAAACGGAAAAAAGUUUUUGUUUUUAUCCAGACAUUUAAAAAAACAAUUUAUUUUAGAGCAGUAAUCACAACACCGCGAAACCGUGAUAUUUUUAUUCAAGGUUAUCAUACCGUCAGAAUUUUAUACCGGCCCAUGCCUAAUUGACACUGAGGGGAAAAAAUGUUGAAUAACGUAAAUAUUUUUGUUUUAUGUGCGCACAAAAGUAUUUUGUAGCUUAAUAAUGUUCUGUUUGAAACACUGAAGGUGUAUUGUCUGAUCAGAGGUUGUUUUUUGGUAUUUUUAUGGACUUUCUAUAAGUCUGGAACCGUGCUGUGUAUAAAGGAACUCUCAGAUUUAAUCCAAAAUAUCAUUAUUUGUGUUCCAAAGACAAACAAAGGUCCCAGGAAUUUGUAACUUGUACAUUUUUGUGUGAACUAACCCUUUAAACUCAACCCGGUUUGGAACAUGUAUACAGUAGAAUGAAUAAAUGACAGAAUUUUCAUUGGUGUGUGAACUGUCCUUGACCAGUCACCAGGAAUACUACUGGCGGAAACGGUCGAAGUCUGCUUGUUUACAUCCUGAAGCCAUUUCCUGCCACAAAAGCUGAUUUGUUGCAUAACUGAUCCAAUAUCUCCAUGUCCAAGGCUCUCAUUUUGGCACUAUUAAGGGCUGUUUGGCAUCAGUUUGGUCUCUGAGGUCUGAACUGACGCGAUGCAGAUGCCCUGUCGAAAAGGUUUUUAUUUACAUCGAUGCCUCUUUACCAAGGUGACUUGCAAAAACUACUUAGGUUUACAUGUUUGUUCAUUGGAAGGAUUUCCUCGCUUCUAUCAUGUGCAAUAUGACACACACAUAAGUGCUGCCAGCAGGUAUAGUAUUUAGUUUUCUUUAAAAUAUCGAUUUACCAAACGACGCUGCAAUUUCUUUGUGUACCUUCAAUUAUUAGCAUGUCUUAAGACUGUUGCAUCGUGCUGCUGAGGUACUUUAUUCUGCCAAUGUGCUUUUCUGCUCGUCCUUCUGCGUUUCUUUACUUGUAUGAUAUGAAUAAAAUGUGUGUUUGUCAUUCUUGUCGUUAGAUUUUUUUUUGUUUGUUCACAAUAAACGUCGAUUAAUUCAGUG